UAUCUCCUAUACAUUUCUAGAAACAUGAUUCGUGGUUUAAAGCGUCCGUGUGGUGACUGUGUAUAUUUCAUAUUAGAUGAAGACAGCUGUUUCACAUGCAGCUUAAAAAAAAUCAUGACAGAAGGUUCCAUAACUGCAGAGCCUGUAUGCAGGAAAAUGACAAGCAUUUGGAGUUCUUAUAAAGAAGGUCAGCAACAAGAUUCACACGAGUUGCUGCAUAUAAUGAUGCAAGAGAUUAAGGAGAAAUGCUUUGGGUCAGACAAUACUUUAUAUAGUGAAGAAAAAAGAUUGUUUUAUGUGCAGGAGAAGAGCUUGUUGAAUUGUAACAGUUGUCAAGCUGCAUCCUCAACAAAAGCUGCAUUUUCCUCAUUUAGCUUGCCCAUUGAAAAGCAUCAGAAUAUUGCUGAAGCCAUUGGAGGCUAUUUUAAAAGUGAACAAGUUGAAAGGAAAUGUGAUUUGCCUUCUUUAUAAACCACAAGAAAUAAAAGAAAAAGUUAGUGAACUGUAUGGCGUAAUCGUACACAAAGGAAAUACUCUGUCUAAUGGCCA
Messenger RNA from Mytilus trossulus (common blue mussel), 549 nucleotides. RefSeq lists its product as uncharacterized. Gene Ontology annotation, biological process: protein deubiquitination. The coding region runs from base 25 to 471 and encodes 148 amino acids. The record is from RefSeq and is a predicted model, not a curated record. NCBI's taxonomy places the organism in Eukaryota, Metazoa, Mollusca, Bivalvia, Mytilida, Mytilidae. Gene Ontology annotation, molecular function: cysteine-type deubiquitinase activity. The transcript is spliced from 7 exons.